UGAAUUUAUUUGAGACAAAGAAAAAGGAGAGAACACAACACACAACACAAAAUGAUGGAGAAAUUUUUGUGAAUAAGACAACUCACCAUACCUUCUUCCAUUCCAAUAGGUCAAGCACAAUCACACCAUCACACAAUUUCUCCAUUGCUUUUUCUCUUUCCCUUUCUUCUCCAACCCAACCUUUUCUCUCUGCACAAACAAACUUAUUAGUCUCUCUAUCUCUCUUCCAACCGACCAUUCCAUAAUACACUCAUACAACAAAUGCAACUGUGUGAGUAAUUCUGUUUCUCUCAACAGAAUCCUUCUACCCCAGUUGUUUUUUAUGCUUAAAUUUUCCUUCUUUUUCACUCUACCUACUCAAUUUGCCGAGUUUCUCUCUAUUAAUGAACUGGGUUUUCUCUCCUUUUGACUUCCUGAGUCUGAGGUGAGGUCAUGCCACCGGCGCUGUUUGAUCCGUUGUCAGCGAUUACGGCCACCUCCGCGGACGCCGUUUUGAAGUCAUCGGCACCUGACAAUCGGCGAUUCCGGGAUCUUAGAGGGCUGCAGUGGCGGAUAAAUCUUGGCGUGUUGCCGUGUUCAACUUCGACUUCAAUUGAAGAUUUUCGUCGAGUCACGGCCAAUUGUAGAAGAAGGUAUGCUAGCUUGAGAAGGCGCCUUCUGGUUGAACCACAUGUUCCAAAGAAUGGAAGUAAUUCACCCAAUCUUGACAUUGACAAUCCACUUUCACUAAAUCCAGAUAGUACAUGGAGUCGCUUUUUCCGCAAUGCAGAGCUGGAGAGAAUGGUUGAUCAGGAUUUAUCACGACUAUACCCAGAACAUGGUAGUUAUUUUCAAGCACCAGGAUGCCAAAGCAUGUUGAGGCGAAUUUUGUUGCUGUGGUGUCUCAGGCAUCCAGAAUGUGGAUAUAGACAAGGAAUGCAUGAGUUACUUGCUCCUCUGCUUUAUGUACUGCAAUCUGAUUUGGAGCGUCUCUCAGAAGUUCGGAAGCUUUAUGAAGAUCACUUUACAGAUAGAUUUGAUGACCUUUUAGGUCAAGAGAAUGAUAUUUCUUACAGCUUUGAAUUUAGAAAGUCUCGAGAAUUGAUGGACGAUGGAUUUGAUUCCCAUGGAAAUUCCAUUAAAGUCAAUAGUCUUGAUGAACUUGAUCCUGAGAUACAGACCAUUGUAUUACUAAGUGAUGCUUAUGGAGCUGAAGGUGAACUGGGCAUUGUUUUAUCUGAGAAAUUCAUGGAACAUGAUGCAUACUGUAUGUUUGAGGCUUUAAUGAACGGGACUCAUGGUUCAGUUGCAAUGGCUGAUUUCUUCUCUUCCUCACCUAUAUCCGGGUCCCAUAGUGGCCUUCCUCCUGUGAUUGAAGCUUCUAGGGCACUGUAUUAUUUGUUGUCUCAGGUAGAUUCAUCUCUUCAUAGCCAUCUUUUUGAUCUUGGAGUUGAACCCCAGUACUUUUCUCUUCGAUGGUUGCGAGUUUUAUUUGGUCGGGAAUUUUCACUUGGCAAUCUUUUGAUCAUCUGGGAUGAGAUAUUUGCAUCCGAGAAUAACAGCAAUGGAAAAGGUUCUGAUGACUGUGAGUUCAGAAUCUUAAGUUCACCCCGUGGAGCAUUUAUCUCAGCCAUGGCAGUAGCAAUGUUACUGCAUUUAAGAUCUUCACUGCUUGCAACUGAAAACCCUACAAGGUGUCUCCAGAGAUUAUUAAACUUCCCUGAAGACAUUAAUAUCCAAAAACUACUAGAGAAGGCCAGAUCCUUGCAGGCUCUUGCUCUAAGUGUUGAUAUUUCAACCUCGUCACUUUUGUAUAUCGGGUUCCAUUACCAAAGUAAAUCGAAGUAUAGUAGAUCUGUGACCCUUCCAUCUGAAUCUCUGUCUCCGAAAGCUCCCCUGAGUUUGGUACCUGAUAGCUACUGGGAAGAAAAGUGGAGAGUUGCCCAGAAGGCUGAAGAACAAAGGCAAGAUGGUCUAGAAAAACAGGUUCCCACUCGGAAAAAGGGAUGGACGGAAAAAGUGAAAUUCAGUUUGAGAAGAGCAGAAUCUGACCCUCCUAGGUCAAGAUUUCAGAGUGGCAAAAAUAUUAGGCGCAAUUUGUUGCAAGAUCUGCGCAAGGCACUUGGCUCAGAUGAUGAUGCAGAGAAAAUGCAGCCAGAUGAAACCAUAUGCCAGAAUGAGAAUCCUUCUGAUGCAAUUCAAGUACAAGAAGACGGUAGCUUCAAUGGUGACAACAAUUAUUCAUCUGAUGAUAGAUCUCCAGGUGCACCUUUUGGCAGUGAGGAAGACUUGUCUAUAUAUUCUGACCCAACUAGCCCCCCCAAUGAGGCCAAUGAUGAUGAAAUAAUCUCAGGGAAAAUUAGUGUUGCAUCUAAUUCAUCCCUGGACGAACGCAAUGAAACAUCAGGCAUUAGUUCGCCAUUGCCAAUGCCCUAUCGUCCUCAGGACAUUUAUCAGACAUCGUUCUGCAAUACAGGAAAUUCUGAAUGCAAUGAAACUUCAGAUACCAGUCCCAAUGAUCAACCCCGUCCAAUCUCUGAUCUUCCUGAGAACAUUUCUCAGACAUUAAUCAGCAAUACACGAAAUUCUGAGCGCAAUGAUUCACCCCUUCCCAUCUCUUAUUCUCCUGACAACAUUUAUCAGACAUCAUUCUGGAAUACAGGAAAUUCUGAAUGCAAUGAAACUUUAAAUACCAGUCCCAAUGAUCCACCCCUAAAGUCAGGGUGCAAUAACAAUAAUGCUGAAAAUAAAGCCACACCUCCUAAAGAGAAAAAGCAUAAUAAGUUCCAGUGGCUUUGGCCCUUUGGACGGAAUACUGUUGAGGCUAUAUCUGAGAAAGCUGGUGGUAGCUCUCAAAAUAGUGCUCCACAAGCCACCUCAUCCACAACCAAUGACCAUGGUGGUUCUGUUAGCUCCAGAGGAGAAUCGGUAGACCAGAAUGUUAUGGGCACUUUGAAGAAUAUUGGGCAGUCUAUGCUUGACCAUAUUCAGGUAAUUGAAUCUGUUUUCCAACAAGACCGCAAAGGCCAGGUCACUGCCAUGACAGCUCUCAAAGAGCUUCGGAAAAUUAGCAAUCUUUUGUCAGAGAUGUAGAUGAAUCGUGUAUAUAUAUAUAUUAUAUAUAUAAAUAAUGUGAUUACAAUUCAUUAGGGCCAACGGAAUUAAGUUCUUCUGCUUCUUUCUGAACUCCACCAAAAUUUUGCAGAGAUGAAUUUGUAAAUAUAUUUAUUCGGGUUUCAUAAUAAACAGACUUGCAUUUAUGAUUA
Molecule: messenger RNA, 3245 nt
Organism: Vigna angularis (adzuki bean)
Lineage: Eukaryota; Viridiplantae; Streptophyta; Magnoliopsida; Fabales; Fabaceae
Exons: 6
Coding region: 433-3072 (879 amino acids)
Biological process (GO): activation of GTPase activity
Molecular function (GO): GTPase activator activity
Source: RefSeq, a predicted model, not a curated record